CACCGGCACAACACCAAAAACACAAUGGCGACCAACGCACCACGAAUUCCCUCUCAGGAGGAGCUGGAGCAGCGCAGGCGCCUCCAAGUCGGUCCCGAAACUGUCUCGAACCAAGCAUCAACCGACUUUCCUGGACAUUGGCCCGGUGAGAACCACGCAUGGAACAUCGACCACUUCAGAGAGACCUUCCGCGUGCAAUUCCAUAAGUCCGAACCUCUCGAUUCCGAGUUCUCUCUCAUUGGUAUCGAUACGUCCAUUGCCAAUGCUUUCCGCCGAAUUCUGAUUUCCGAGAUACCCACACUGGCCAUCGAGGAUGUUUUCAUUCGCCAAAACACCUCGAUCAUGCAGGACGAAGUGCUCGCGCAUCGCCUGGGCCUCAUUCCUCUCGCCGGCAAUCGCAACGCUCUUAACUGGAUGAAGUGGUACCAUCGUCCCACCGAAGACAACCAGAACUCCGGCAGCCCUUCAGAUUACAAUUGCGCAGUCCUACACUUGAACAUCAAGUGCGAAUGGAAAGCGGAUGGCUUAAAGUUGGCGGCACAAGGCGAGACAGAUCCGGACAAGCUUUUCGUGAACCACAGUGUAUACGCAAAAGAUUUGAGGUGGACUCCAAUCGGCAAGCAGGAAGAAAUUUUUGGCGACGGAAGGCCCCUCGAGGCCGUGAACCCGGAUAUUUUGAUUGUCAAGCUGAGGCCUGGACAAAGCAUCGAUCUCCUGAUGCAUGCGUUCAAAGGGAUUGGACAAGAUCACGCCAAAUUCUCUCCCGUGGCAACUGCAUCUUACCGACUUCUCCCUACUAUCGACAUCUUGAAGCCCAUCGUCGGCGACGACGCCAAGAAAUUCGCAAAAUGCUUCCCCAAAGGUGUUAUCGAUACGCCUGUAAUCACGACAGAAGACUCGCAGGACGAUUUGGAACUGCAGGGUAAAGAGGGCCAGGUUAGGGCUGUAGUAAAGAACGCGAUGAAGGAUACCGUAAGCAGAGAGGUCCUGCGACAUGAGGAAUUCAAGGACAAAGUCAAGCUUGGGAGGAUCAGGGAUCACUUCAUUUUCAAGAUCGAGAGCACUGGCCAAUGGGAUAGCGAAGACCUGUUCCUGGAGAGUGUCAAGCUGCUCAAGGUCAAGUGCCAACGCAUCCGGAGGGGGUUGGACGAGAUGAAUAAAUGAGGACCCCUGACUACUAGAGCGGAUGAAUCGUGCAUUGCGGGCGUUUGGGAUCUGGAGUGCCUUGGGAAAAGUCCAUGAUAUCACGGUAGGCAUUCUCACGUUAUAGCAGUCAUCUGUCACAAUACUGUAUGUUAGAC
Molecule: messenger RNA, 1301 nt
Organism: Aaosphaeria arxii CBS 175.79
Lineage: Eukaryota; Fungi; Ascomycota; Dothideomycetes; Pleosporales
Product: DNA-directed RNA polymeras-like proteines I and III subunit RPAC1
Exons: 3
Coding region: 25-1164 (379 amino acids)
Biological process (GO): DNA-templated transcription
Cellular component (GO): RNA polymerase III complex; RNA polymerase I complex
Molecular function (GO): DNA binding; protein dimerization activity
Source: RefSeq, a predicted model, not a curated record